Osmia bicornis bicornis is the source of this 5238-nucleotide messenger RNA. It is a transcript of the gene Oamb, whose product is annotated as octopamine receptor Oamb. Gene Ontology annotation, cellular component: membrane. The record is from RefSeq and is a predicted model, not a curated record. NCBI's taxonomy places the organism in Eukaryota, Metazoa, Arthropoda, Insecta, Hymenoptera, Megachilidae. The transcript is spliced from 12 exons. Gene Ontology annotation, biological process: adenylate cyclase-activating adrenergic receptor signaling pathway. Bases 3259 to 4911 code for a protein of 550 amino acids. Gene Ontology annotation, molecular function: G protein-coupled amine receptor activity.
GUUGCGAGCGGAUAUGUUGUGGCCCGUCCCACAUCCGCUUAUCGGCUACGCGAUCCGACGAACCUCGAGGAUCACCACGCGAAUCGAUCCGUGAUCUAACUACCACGUGUUUCUCAACCAUUUAACAUAAACAAUUUCUUAUUAAUCUUAUUAUUCCUCUUUUACAUUUCGAUUAAAAUUAUUCGUGAAUACUGUUCAAUAUAGAAUCGUGUUUGAUAAUUUUUCAUUAAUUGAAACCGGAUGUGAAGUACCGAAGUGUGGCUAGAUAAACUGCUUAGAGCGAAACAGUGAAAAUGGAUGGGGUCGUGUACUUAAACGACCCUUUGAUAGGGAAGAGUGUUGGUAUUUGAGUGUCUCCCGUUGGAUCCACGGAGCGGGGCUAAUUAGCAGUGUAAUUUCGACUUUCUGCGGAGUCGACAAGAAUUACGAGGCUCCACCGGUGUUGCAGUUUGCGAUCCCUGACCGCUCGAAAAAAUCAAAUGCCGAGAACUUUGCUCGAUCGCCGUUGGAUUAUCUGCUCCUGUCGUCCCACGGAUCCGCUUUUAAUGAAAGCUUUUCUCGAUCAUACCGAACAUCUCGGAGCAACGUGGUCCCCGGUUGAAAUAUCCCCAGAGGAGCUCAGAGGAUCUUGGAAAUAAUGCGAGCGAAGCGUAUCGAGGAGACACGCUUCAGACUGUUGAGGUACACGCACCGCGCCAAGUGUCGGAAAAUCAUUUAGUCGUGCAUAAACGAAGAGGAUAAUCGUGGCUGUGAAACGCGUCUGAUAAAACACGGUAAUCGAGCCUCGAAACCGAGAAGAAUACGUCGUAUGAUUGUAAACUUCGCUAUUGAUCGCGUGUCCCUUGGGAAGCUCGUCCAAUGGGAAUCGUUCUCUAGAAGUUGCCAUUCUAGAGACCUCGGUACACAAUUUUGACUGUAUAGAGCCGAAGAAACAGUUCCUCCGAAAAAUAGAAACACUUUGGAACCACGGAAAUUUCCCUGAAUCUGAUGAUUUGUAAAUAGGUGUUCCAGAAGAAAAGAAAAUUGCUGAAUAACUCGAAGAAAACGUACGACGUACCCUCGAGUUGUCAGCAUUCCAAGAAAAAGAAAGUUCCACGAAUAAAAAGUUAUCCGGAACUCGUGUAACAAUUGAAGAUUGAAGUAAAAAGGGUGAAACUUUGUUGUCUGUUGAAGUUCACUGGUUACUUCAAGGUUAAAAUAAAAGAGGAAGAAACCUGCUGGUCUGCUUGAAACUCGAAGAGUAAUCCUGUACACCUAAGAAAGAAAAUAAUAGUCUCAAGUUACUAAAGCGUAAGGAAAUCAUAUUUCGAGCAUAUGAAAUAUUAAAUUGCAUUGCCAGAAAUUUUCACGCCACUAAAAAUAUGAUAUUCUUCGGUUUCUCACACCUUGAGAAUUGCUGAAGCAAGAUAAAACUGUACGGAGAAUCAGCAAUAUCGCUCGACGACCCAAGAGAAAUAAUAAUAUCAAUUGUAACCCUGUUUCAAUUCAAGAAAACGGCAUCUGAACCGUCGUAGGGCGUAGGGGUCGUACCCGACGGAAGUCGAGAAAUUCUACGUUGGAUGGGUGUGAGGAGUUAGGGAACGAGGCGAUUCAGAGAAGAGGUGAAAAAAUUCUUGGAUCAAUGGGGGUUUGGAAGGGGGUGAGAGGAUGAAAGGGGAACGAGGGUGGAACGAGCCGCGUCAGCGUGUCAGGACGAUUUCCUCGAUGCAGUAAAAUCGUGAUACGGAAAUGGGAACGUUGCUGGACGAUACGAGAUGAACGGGGCUGGACAGAGGAUGAACCGGAAGCGGAUGUCUAAAGGGAUAAAAGAGGAAGAAUCGAGGGGCUGACGCUUGGAAAUAGAACGAGUGGAAUCCUGUCGUGGCGAGGACAAGUCGAUUUGGUGUCCGGCUGAACUUGAAUUAGAAGAGAAGGGGUUGACGAGACCGGAAGAGUCGGUGAAAUAAUUGAACCGGGGGCCACUGGUGUCCUGGAACGAAGAAAGAAAAAGUUCGGACGAGGUUGAAACAGAAUUUCAAUUAGAAAGGGUUGAUGGGGUUCGAAGCUGGGACGAAACCUUUUUCUUCCUUUCUUUUUUUUUUUGCGAACAUUCGUGUAAUUCAAGAGUUGGAACGUGUUAAAGGUUGUGAAUAGCCAUUGGCCUCGUUCUGUGAAUCGAAGUGAAAUUCCUUGUGCUAAUUCAUGUAUUUAAAUAGUCGGUGCUUGUUGAAGAAAGAAAAAGUGUGCAACAAUGAUGUGUUUUCAUGGAAUCAAAUUUUGAACUUGCCAAGCCGAAACCAGUGAACGUUGGAGUACUUUAAGGACGUUUCGUUGAGGAAACAGGAACAUUUAUCAUAGGGAAAGGGAGGAAGGGCGAGAUGACCGAUUCGUCGCGCGACUAUUCAGCAAAGCAGUUCCAUUAGCGGGAUUCUACCGUCGGAAGAAGCUGGGUAAUUAAAUUGAUCGAUCAAACCUAAUCCACCGGUCCCAGGGGUGGCAACAGCUUUAUCCAUUUAACGAGUUUCACAAAGAACGUCUUCUUAGGAAGCGACUGGUUCCAAAAAGGUAGAACCAAUGCACAAAACUGGCUGCCUGGUGAAAAGAAUCGAAUAAAAGGACAGGUACGACCGGUGCAUCCUAGAAUCUUAAGAAGAGAUUGAAGGAUGCAAUAAAUGAAACUUGAGAUAAGACUAAACUAAAAGAAAAGAUACCAAGCAACAUCUACUAAAUAUAAUGACAAAAACAACUUCAUUUAUUUAAAAUUUAAAUCAAACUAUACAUAAUCUAUAUUUCAACCCUUUGAAAUUAAAAUUGAAGAUACUUAUACCAGUGAGUCAACUUUCAUAUGGUUCAGGACCAGACAAUGAAAAAAUUAACUAGAAAUUUUGAAACUAAGAUAUCUAGAUAAAGAAUUCAAGUUUCUUAAAAGACCCAGUUCCUCUAUCGCCAACAAUGACACAACAAUAAAUCAAAUCCACCGAAAAUUGAAAUCAAGCUACCUGUAUAAGAACCUGCUGACUGAAAAGAAAAAAUGAUUAAAGGGUGACACGGAACAACCCUUUAGUUGAGCAACGAUGACACGGUUGAAAACUAGUCGAUGAUCAAUGGUCGAUCGAUCGAUCAAAGGGAGGUCCGUGAUGGAGGUCCAGAUAUUCGUAAGGUGUCCUUCGUGUACAGUCGUUCGAGCGUCGCUUUCCAGGCCGUCGUUCAACCGGAAGUGUUGUAUCGAGCUGCUAUGUGAGGAUCCCAGGGACACGCGGCAGGAUCUUGCCAACUAAAAUGCGAGAAUUGAACGCCACCGCAUGCGCUGCUUUGUACGAGCGCGUCGAGUGGUCCGGGCCCUGGAUUCUCGUUACAUUGAUCAUCCUGGGGAUCGUGAACGUGAUGGUGGUGUUAGGCAACGUGCUGGUUAUACUGGCCGUUUAUCACACCAGCAAACUGAGAAACGUCACGAAUAUGUUCAUUGUUAGUCUAGCUGUGGCUGAUCUGAUGGUCGGAUUGGCUGUGCUACCCUUUAGUGCCACGUGGGAGGUUUUCAAGGUCUGGAUAUUCGGUGAUCUAUGGUGCUCCGUGUGGCUGGCAGUGGACGUGUGGAUGUGCACAGCAUCGAUAUUGAAUUUAUGCGCCAUCAGCCUGGAUAGAUACUUAGCGGUGACCAGGCCAGUCAGUUAUCCUCAGAUCAUGUCACCGAAAAGAGCCAGACUGUUGGUCGCGACCGUGUGGGUCCUCAGCUUCGUCAUCUGCUUUCCACCCCUGGUCGGUUGGAAAGACAAACGGUCUCACCCCACGUACAAUGUGACAUUAGCGCAGAAUGGACCGUUCAACACUACUACCAUUCUCGUCCCUGUGAAACCGUGUCCUUGGAUCUGCGAGCUGACCAACGAUGCUGGUUACGUGGUCUACAGCGCUCUCGGCUCUUUCUAUAUACCGAUGUUGGUCAUGCUGUUUUUCUACUGGAGAAUCUACAACGCGGCCGUCUCUACCACGAAGGCCAUUAAUCAGGGUUUCCGGACGACAAAGGGCUCGAAAAUGCUCGGCUCCAGAUUCGACGAACAAAGGUUGACCCUGAGGAUCCAUCGAGGUCGAGGAAGCGUUCACAACGGCAGCAACAACGGUAGCCCGAGAAGUCCGGAGUCGAAUAGCCGUAGCUCGGUGAAAAGAGAGAAAAUAAAAAUCUCUGUCUCUUAUCCGAGCACAGAAACGUUGAAUACAAAGUGCAACACUCUCGAGAGGACACCCUCGAGAUGUUCGCAGACUUCCGUGCAUUAUAGCAACGGACAAACGCACAGCCAGCUUUGUCCUACCCCGAGGAGUACGCACCUCAAGGUGAGCGGUAUCAAUAGGGUCGGUAGCACCAGGAGGCCGAGCAGACGGAGCAGUUGCGAGAGUCAAAUGACGGGGGAUGAUGUGUCUCUGCGUGAACUCGCCCCCGGCCCUGAGGAGAAGCCUAGGGUGAUGAAAAUGGGCAAACGGAACAUAAAGGCCCAGGUGAAAAGAUUUCGCAUGGAAACAAAGGCGGCCAAGACGUUAGGUAUAAUCGUUGGAGGAUUCAUCCUCUGUUGGCUACCUUUCUUCACGAUGUAUCUUGUACGCGCGUUCUGCCCCAACUGUAUUCACCCCACCGUCUUCAGCGUGUUGUUUUGGUUAGGAUAUUGUAACUCAGCGAUCAACCCUUGCAUUUACGCGUUGUUCAGCAAGGACUUCCGGUUCGCGUUCAAGAGGAUUAUUUGCAAGUGCUUCUGCAAACGACGGGCUAAUACUUUGAGACGGGGCAGCGAUGGAAGCCAAUUAGCUAUGAGCCUUGUUUCUUCUAGAAACGACCGGAGUCCCAGCUACUCGAUCCGCGUACCGCAACAGGGUGUAUCGAUAGACGAUUCCGAUCCGGAUCCAAGCUCGGAACCGACGGUGCACUCGCAAAGCGAAUCUAGAUGACUGUAGCGUGCCAGAAGUGGCGCACAGCGCGUCACCUUCGAUUCAACCACCUCGAAAGUGAGGAUCCAGUCUUUCUGAACACUGCUGCCAGGUGUACGUGAACCGGGAGAACUCGUCGUGCCGCGAAAUCGAGCACGAUUCACCUUCGAGCCGGAUCACCAAUGUGUCUAAUCAAUGAACGAUGAGACACGAUAUCACACGUGUUUAUUAGACAAACGUUCGAGCUUCUUCGGUGUCUUACUUCGUUUCCAGUGAAUUGCGUCCGCGUUAAAGAAGCAGAGAACGAUGGUUAUCGAAUAUAAAUAAUACUGUUUCAAUCGUGAAUAU